Molecule: messenger RNA, 354 nt
Organism: Pyricularia oryzae 70-15
Lineage: Eukaryota; Fungi; Ascomycota; Sordariomycetes; Magnaporthales; Pyriculariaceae
Exons: 3
Coding region: 1-309 (102 amino acids)
Source: RefSeq, a predicted model, not a curated record
AUGGGAAUGACAAUUGACGACGACUCGGAGGUUUUGAUAGGCUACUUCGCCUCGUCUCAUGGUGAGGCGAACCAAGGAACCAUCGUCCAAUGCCCGGGCGCGGUUCCCAGAUCGCCACGGUAUUACUGCACGGGCUUACCUACUUCAUACCUACGGGUAGUUUUUUUAGUGAUGGGUAACGGGCGAACAAAUAAGGGCUGUGUGUAUGUGGUCUUUGACGAACACAACCGUAUGGAGCAAGGCGAAAAACAAAGAAUCCACUCUUACCAGUGGCGCAACACGUGCCCUUCGGAGAUUCCCAUUUGUUAGGCGAUAUCUAACUCGAGUAAUAAUGAGGGGGUUUUACGUCUUGAA